AUGGAAGGGAACAUCACCCACUAUCGAAUCCUAGUAAACCCAAACAAAGAGACGGUUGAGAGAUCCCCUGACACUGUCAUCGCGAGGGUCUUGGAAAUCUUAGUCAAUAAAAACAACCACCCCGUCUUGGUACACUGCAAUAAGGGCAAGCAUCGUACCGGUUGCGUUAUUGCCUGUUUGCGAAAACUCCAAGGUUGGAGUCUCGAUACGAUCAUUCCCGAAUAUCUUAGUUUCUCGCAUCCCAAGUCUCGUCUCCUUGAUGAGAAAUUCAUCGAAGAGUUCGAUGUCUCGAAAUUUAUACAUCUGAGUCACCCCCUGAGAGCGCCCCCUUGGUCUCUUCCCGCCAGCCCAAAUCUCUGUCUUGACAAUGAAGAAGACUGUCCUUCACCUACCAAAUGGUAUAUGCAACCGUCCGUGAGCAGGGUGAAUGCUUUUUAA
This is a messenger RNA of Aspergillus chevalieri, 438 nucleotides long. RefSeq names its product tyrosine phosphatase family protein (gene yphA). The transcript is spliced from 2 exons. Gene Ontology annotation, molecular function: inositol diphosphate tetrakisphosphate diphosphatase activity; phosphatase activity. The coding region runs from base 1 to 438 and encodes 145 amino acids. Lineage: Eukaryota; Fungi; Ascomycota; Eurotiomycetes; Eurotiales; Aspergillaceae. Gene Ontology annotation, biological process: dephosphorylation. Gene Ontology annotation, cellular component: cytoplasm. The record is from RefSeq and is a predicted model, not a curated record.